This is a messenger RNA of Rhipicephalus sanguineus (brown dog tick), 1192 nucleotides long. RefSeq names its product glutamate receptor ionotropic, kainate 3. The record is from RefSeq and is a predicted model, not a curated record. NCBI's taxonomy places the organism in Eukaryota, Metazoa, Arthropoda, Arachnida, Ixodida, Ixodidae. The transcript has 4 exons. The coding region runs from base 258 to 890 and encodes 210 amino acids. Gene Ontology annotation, cellular component: postsynaptic membrane; plasma membrane. Gene Ontology annotation, biological process: modulation of chemical synaptic transmission; synaptic transmission, glutamatergic. Gene Ontology annotation, molecular function: transmitter-gated monoatomic ion channel activity involved in regulation of postsynaptic membrane potential; glutamate receptor activity.
GCUCGCAACACGAAUCAUGGCUGUCGUCUGGUGGCUCUUCGCCUUGGUCCUCAUCACGUCCUACACUGCCAGCCUUGCGUCACAGAUAAUCGCUCAGCACUUGCAGGCUCCCCUCAUACAGAGCAUCGGAGACCUCUCGAAGCAGUCCAAGAUCAACUAUGGCUGCGUCACCAAGAGCGUCACGAGAGGGCUUUUAAAGGAGUCUGCUGACCCGCAUUUGCAGAGGGUCUGGUCAACAAUGGAAAUGUCCGGGCCACAUGCUUUUCUUCGACUCGGUGUCUACUGCUGUGGUAAAGGUACGCGAAGAGGGCUUCGCCGUUCUCAUGGACUCGCAAACCAUCGAGUACCUGGUGGCCCACGACUGCAGUCUCGUGCAACUGCCAGGUCGUCUUGAAACCGGUGGUUUCGGCUUCGCCAUGCCUCAAGGCUCCCCGCUAAGGCAUCUAUUCACCAACAAAAUCCUACAGCUUCAGGAGAACGGCACACUGCGUGCCUUGCGUCAGCGGUGGUGGUCGUCGAUGCACGACGUCGACCCCGGUGCCGACCGUCGUUGCAACCCCACCGUAGACGGCAGCAGCUCAGCGGCCGGAACUGCAAGCGGAAGCGGAAGUGGCAGCAAGGACACCAUGGGCAUCCGUGGCCUCCUGUUAGUCCUGGGCAUUGGUUGCCUCGUCUCACUGCUGGUGGUGGUCGCCGAGUGCCUCUGGAGGUUUCGGUGUUCCUCGAAGAGGAGAAACCAGGGUCCCAGAUGGAGGAAAAAACGGCGAAGCAUACCGCCGAGCCUGUCCUUACAGGAAUCAAACCUCAUCAUCCUGGAUCCUCCCAAGGAGUUCCAAGAUGAUCACGAAAGCUGUCCAAUGACGUCGUACAAAUGCGAAACGCUCACGUAGCAGCUCUUGUAGACAAGACAAACGGACUGAUGUUUAAAAAAAGAAAAAAAAAAUAGCUUGCGAAUGUUGUUGACAAAUAUUUCUCUCUUCUUUGUCGACCAUUAUUGUUAAAGGGUAUCGUUAUUCGAAUGUAUGUGCGAAAGUGUUAGAGAUUGAAUGAAUAGCAUAUUAUUCUGCAAAUAUGGCUUGUGUUACCGGUUUACUCCCUGUAAGACGAACUAUGCUCAGAUUUAUCCGUCGUAGUGUUUGCUGCACACAACACUUGGUGCGCCAAGAGGAAUGGCCUGUCUUUUUUUUUAUUU